AUGCAAGAUUCUAUUUGGGCUAUCUGGUACGACAUGCAGUCUACAGGUGAUCACGGUCGGUGUCCUGUUGGUGAAGAUUCCUGGUGUGGUUUCCAAAAACAUGUUGCAAAGAAAACAACCACCUACUCUCCCACAAAACUUCUUCCUAAAGCUGUGGUAUCUGCCAUUUACCCAGUGUUCAAAGCUCUCACUGCAGAGGAAUUGCCCUUCGGUUGCGUCCAUGGUCGUACACAAAACCAAAACGAAGCAAUCAAUGCACUGAUUUGGCAGAGUGCUACCAAGGAGACCCAUUCCAGUCUUCCUACUGUUGAAUUGGCUACCUAUCUUGCAGUGGGUCACUUCAAUGAUGGAUUCAGAACAAUUUUAUCUGUUUUGGAAAAUCUUGGUGUUGACCCUGGAAUCUAUUCUACCAAAGCCACUUGUGCCGAAAGAGCUCUGGUGCAUCCAAAAAGCGCCACAGAAAAAUUAGAAAAAGAGAAAGGGGUAUAAUUAAACCAAGGAAGCUAAAGAGGGACCCCAGUAUGAGGCUGGUGCUUUCUACUUGGAAACAUGAACUUUGGUUCAAGUUUAAAAUUUAAAUCAAACUUCAGAGUGUUUUUUUUCUCAUUUUUGAGAAUUUGAAUGUUCCAAGAGCCAACAUUUGCAAUAUCUUGAGAAGUAUGUUACAUAUAAGCAUGGAAUUUUCACCGUGAAUUCAUACAAGUAUUAGCUGUGCAAUAAUAUAGUAUUUUCAGGUUUGACUACCCCAAACAAUAUUUAGAGCCUUUGGACAACAUGUUGUUGUAUCUGCAAAAUAAUACGUCAUUGCACAGCUUUUGUACUACAUAUAUCACUUAGAAUAUUUCAGACUCCUAGCAGUUUUCUUUUAGGAGAAAUCACUGUUGGCGUGACCAAUAGUGACGUAAGUUUGACGUCUACCCUUAGGGCGCCGAUGGGGUCAAAUUUGACCCAUAUGAUACUUGGGCUCCCUGUAGCGAAAGUAUAGAUGCUAAAAUCAUACUGCGCAUAUCAGUUUGAAGCACACGACUUCCUCUUGAUCUAAUUUUCUGUAUUAUUAUAACGUUAUUGAUUUAUUGAAGUAAAUUUCCAAUAUAAAAUGUAGUAAAUUUUGAAAUAAAGAUAUGCAUACUAUGAUAUAUUAUUCACGCUCAUUGAAAUCUAGGAGAAGUAUUCUUUCUAGAUAUCAGUAAAUUGGCUGAUGACAACGCUAAAAGUUGUGUCUAGAAAUUCCCUGAUGAUAAGGGCAUGUGAUGAUGAUGAUGAUAGAAAUAAAGAGCAUCCGCCAUAUUUUCGUUUCGUAACCUUUUGUUUGAUAUGUAAUCAUUUUCAAAUUUGUAGGAAUCUUGCAACAGUGACAUCACUGCUACUAGUGAUAACGAACCCAGGCCCAAUACGUCGGACCCACUGUACGCGGGCGUGGAAAGGCUACUGGACGUGGAAAGGCUACUGCAUGGAUGUAGACGUGGUGCGAAUGCCAAUGGUACGCAAGCUCAAGGGAAUGCUGAGGAAAGUCACUUCAAGUGGAUACCUGCUACUGGUAGACACCAAAAUCCAAAUGCUGAUAAACCAUUUUCGGAGAAGGCUGGUCCUACACGAAGGUUAGUUGGAUUGACUGAACCUAUCGAGUACUUUUUGGCUUUUUUUAGUAUGAACCUAGUGAAUGAGCUAGUAAAACAAACAAACUUGUAUCAUGAUCAAAAGUAUCCUGAUGGCAAUGGCAACUUUACACCAGUUUGUGCUGAAGAAAUUUUAGCAUAUAUCGGAGUUAUUAUUGCUAUGGAGUUGUACAAACUGCCAAAACUUGACGACUAUUGGAAGAGAAAUGGAAUAUCACAUAUGCCUUGGGCCUCGUCAAUAUUUUCUCGUACAAGAUUCAGAGCACUAAGAAGGUAUUUCCAUUUGAGAGACAACACAAAAAGACCAGAUAAAAAUCACAAGUACUAUAAACUGUACCAAGUGAUCCCAACCAUAUCCUGUUUGACAGAAACAUUUGGAAGUUUGUACGUGCCAUCCCAGAAUGUAUAAACAUUGACGAAAUGCUUCUUGGAACUAAAUGUUGGGUGUCGUUUACUCAAUAUAUGCCAAAAAAGCCCAAACGAUUUGGCAUAAAAUUAUGGGCUUUGUAUGAGGCUAAGACAGGUUACUGCUGUGCAUUUCAAGUAUACACUGGUAGGGAAGAUGCUGCCAAACCUGAAUUACGACUGUCAUACAGAGUUGUGUUUGAUCUCAUGAAGAACUACCUCGACAAAGGUUAUAGACUUUUCAUCGAUAACUUCUACACUUCUGUACAAUUGGUCUAUGAAUUACUACAGAGACUUACAUAUGCCUGUGGUACACUGAGAUCAAACAGGAAAAAUUACCCCCGCCACUGA
Paramuricea clavata is the source of this 2372-nucleotide messenger RNA. The record is from the annotation of a GenBank genome assembly. NCBI's taxonomy places the organism in Eukaryota, Metazoa, Cnidaria, Anthozoa, Malacalcyonacea, Plexauridae.